Messenger RNA from Malania oleifera, 888 nucleotides. RefSeq lists its product as uncharacterized. Gene Ontology annotation, biological process: late endosome to vacuole transport via multivesicular body sorting pathway; protein targeting to vacuole. The record is from RefSeq and is a predicted model, not a curated record. The transcript has 4 exons. NCBI's taxonomy places the organism in Eukaryota, Viridiplantae, Streptophyta, Magnoliopsida, Santalales, Ximeniaceae. The coding region runs from base 225 to 632 and encodes 135 amino acids.
CUUUAUUUAUUUUUCCUUUUAUUUUUUUCCCAAAUAUUUUCUGAUUUUAACGAGCCCUUCCUUUUAAGCAGUCGAUGAAGUAGGGAAAUGGAAACCGUGCACAAAAAGGGGCCUGCUAGGGGUACUGCGGGUAACCGAGGUUCAUCGGAGGGUGCGAUUGAUUGUUGAGCAUUGGUCAGAUCCGCUGACGACGACGCUUAUUAGAACCGAAAAGUAGGGGGGCAAUGGAUUUGGGGGAGCUCUGGGCGAUCUUCGGGCCUGGAGUUGCAGGUGCUGUCUUCGGCGCCGGCUGGUGGUUCUGGGUCGAUGCCGUCGUCUGCAGCUCUGUCAAGGUCUCCUUCGUUCACUAUCUCCCUGGCAUAUUUGCGUCAUUGGCUGCUCUGAUGUUCAACUGCGUUAGGAAAGAAGACAUUGACUACUCUCCUUACGAAGAAGGCGAGUGGAGGUUGAAGCUUUGGCUUUUCUUGGCUUAUGUUGUAUCCUUCGUCUCUCUAGCAGCUUCAGUUGGCUUAUUGAUAGAGGAUUCACUCGAGAAAUCAGAUCCGUCAGUGUGGACGGGGAUUGCGGGUGUCUUGCAAUGUGUGUUUGUGCUGGUCAGUGGGCUUAUUUACUGGACUUCUCAUUCAGAGUAGGUUGGCAAAUAUUUCCAUUUGAAGUUGGCAGAGAAGGGAGCUGUCCAUGCAUUGUAUCUUUACCUUAGUAUGAGUGGUAUAGAAAUUGGUUCAGGUUUGUUUGUGUAAUGUCCGUCCAUAUGUUAAUAAUCUCACAGCGAAAAUAGUCCUGUUGAUGUCAUUGUGGUUGAGGAUAUUGUAGUUACCUUGUGAAUUUUUAAUUCUAACAAUCUGUAGUUGGUUAUAUAAAAUCUUAGUAUAGCUAUAUUAAAUAUUA